Messenger RNA from Capsicum annuum, 534 nucleotides. RefSeq names its product 60S ribosomal protein L6-like. The transcript has a single exon. NCBI's taxonomy places the organism in Eukaryota, Viridiplantae, Streptophyta, Magnoliopsida, Solanales, Solanaceae. Gene Ontology annotation, cellular component: ribosome; cytosolic large ribosomal subunit. Gene Ontology annotation, molecular function: structural constituent of ribosome; RNA binding. The record is from RefSeq and is a predicted model, not a curated record. The coding region runs from base 1 to 534 and encodes 177 amino acids. Gene Ontology annotation, biological process: ribosomal large subunit assembly; cytoplasmic translation.
AUGGCCGCCAAGAAAUUCCCCCGUAACCCUAACCUAAUCAACGGAAUCUCCAAAUUCUUCUAUUCCAAAAUGUACCACAAAAAGGGCCUUUGGGCUAUCAAGAAGAAAAACGGUGUCAAAUUCCCCACCCACCCAAAAUCCACCGCCGCCAUUGAUCCUCCCUCAACCAUCACCGUCAAACCACCAAAAUUCUACCCAGCCGAUGAUGUGGAAAAACCCCUCAUCAACAAACACAAACCAAAACCCACAAAAUUGAGAGCCAAUAUUACACCUGGUACUGUUUUGAUUAUUCUAGCUGGGAGAUUUAAGGGAAAAAGAGUUGUGUUCUUGAAACAACUUGUGUGUUUUGUACUGUUACUUAUUAGUGGGUCGUUUAAGGUUAAUGGGGUUCCAUUAAGGAGAGUUAAUCAAGCUUAUGUUAUUGCUACUUCAACGAAAGUCGAUGUUAGUGGAGUUAAGAUUGACAAGAUUCAACGAAAGUUUAUGUUAUCCUUAUCUUUGUUGUGGUUGUAUUAUCGUUGUUGUUCAUUGUAA